CAGCGACGGAGCAGGAGCUCCUUGAGGAAAAAGUCGGCGGGUCCUCAACGUGUGAAUAGCCCCCCUUCCCCCCCAUCCCCUCAGUCACCAUGGCGAGCAGCAGUGGCUCCAAGGCCGAGUUUAUCGUCGGGGGCAAAUACAAGCUGGUGCGGAAGAUCGGCUCGGGCUCCUUCGGGGACAUAUACCUGGCCAUCAAUAUCACCAAUGGGGAGGAAGUGGCUGUGAAGUUAGAGUCGCAGAAGGCCAGGCAUCCCCAGCUGUUAUAUGAAAGCAAACUAUACAAGAUUCUGCAAGGGGGAGUUGGGAUCCCUCACAUACGGUGGUAUGGUCAAGAGAAAGAUUAUAAUGUUCUAGUCAUGGAUCUUCUUGGACCCAGCCUUGAAGAUCUCUUCAACUUCUGUUCGCGCAGGUUCACAAUGAAAACAGUACUUAUGUUAGCAGACCAGAUGAUCAGUAGAAUUGAAUAUGUGCAUACAAAGAAUUUUAUACACAGAGACAUUAAACCAGAUAACUUCCUAAUGGGUAUCGGGCGUCACUGUAAUAAGUGUUUAGAAUCUCCAGUGGGGAAGAGGAAAAGAAGCAUGACUGUUAGUACUUCUCAGGACCCAUCUUUCUCAGGAUUAAACCAGUUAUUCCUUAUUGACUUUGGUUUGGCCAAAAAGUACCGGGACAACAGGACAAGGCAACAUAUACCAUAUAGAGAAGACAAAAAUCUCACUGGUACAGCCAGAUAUGCCAGCAUUAAUGCACAUCUUGGCAUUGAACAGAGUCGUCGUGAUGAUAUGGAAUCACUAGGAUAUGUAUUGAUGUACUUUAACAGAACCAGUCUGCCAUGGCAAGGACUAAAGGCUGCAACAAAGAAGCAGAAGUAUGAAAAGAUUAGUGAAAAGAAGAUGUCUACUCCUGUUGAAGUUUUGUGUAAGGGAUUUCCUGCAGAAUUUGCAAUGUAUCUGAACUACUGCCGUGGCCUGCGCUUUGAAGAGGCUCCUGAUUAUAUGUAUCUGAGGCAGUUAUUCCGUAUCCUUUUCAGGACCCUGAAUCACCAAUAUGACUACACGUUUGACUGGACAAUGUUAAAGCAGAAAGCAGCACAGCAGGCAGCCUCUUCCAGUGGGCAGGGGCAGCAAGCCCAAACCCCCACAGGCAAGCAAACUGACAAAUCCAAGAGUAACAUGAAAGAUUAGCACAGAAUUCAAGUUUUGUCUUACGUAUUAUCAACACAUUUAAGGUUUUUGAGCAUGAAGAAGAGAACAGAUGAAGCAGAGCAGAAUGGAGCAGGAUGUAUCACUCCCCAAAUCCUAGGAAUUUUAGUUCAUAAACACACUUGCCAGUGGUUGUGGGCAACCAUCUACUUGAUGUAAAGAACUUAAUUUCAGUAUAAACUGGCUCUGGGCAGCGCCAUUGAUGCUGCACUUUUGAGUUGUAGCAGCUGUAAUUGUGAAUAUUACUGAGGUAGUUGAACAUGGUGUCCAGUUUUCUAUUGCAUUUUUUCAAGUGGAAAAGUUAACUGAAUGGUUGACACACAAGUGGUGGAGAGAAUUGUGCAUAUGCCAAUUUUUGUAACCUUUUUACUUUGAACUACACUGCUUAUGAGAUCUUAUUGUUUUGGAAGAAUGGCAUGAACAAGUCUUCAGGAACAGUUGUGAUAAUUGUAAAUGCUCACAAUUGUGCACUCUUUCUGGGUAUUCCUCCCUGGUUUUGAAAGUUGUACACUUAAAACAUUCUUAAAAUUGCUGGUGUCUGAGUGACAUAACAAGCCAGCUGACAUGGUAGUAACCAAAGAUUCCAGUUUUUAAGCAUAUGAAAGACUCUGCCUGCUUACCUGUACUAGAAGUAACAGCAUCUAAAGUGAAGACUUAAGAGAAACUUAGCGACUACUAGAUUAUCUUUAGGACUCUGCAUUAACUCUAUAAUGUUCUUGGUAUAAAAGGAGAAACAGCAUAUUUGUCACAAAUUUAGUUAACAUCUUACAACUGAAACUGUAUGUAAGUUGCUAGAUAAAUGUAAUCACUGUAAACAUCUAUAUGAUCUGGGAUUUUGUUUUUAUUUUGAAAUGGGAGCUUUUUUGUUUACAAGUUCAUUAAAACUAAACUGUUUCUGUAAGAAAAUGAGAUUUUUUUAAUUUGCCUUGAUAAUUUGCAAUCUAAAUUAGACACCACCCUUUUUUAAAAUAAGCAACUACAAGGCCAUUUGUUAAAGCUAAAGUCCUAUUUCUUAAUCAUUUUAGAUCUAGUGCUGUAACUCUUCCUCACUUUUGUUUUUAAAUAAAUUUUGUAUUUUUUUUCUUGAUGGGGAGGGGCACUCUUGCAUUUUUAUAAUCUGUUGCAUUGAUACCCAGCCCGCUGUAACAAGAGACUGAAUAAAAAUAAAGGCAUCUUUUCAGACCCAUCACAGCAGAUCACAAGUCUUGCUGUUGUCUUGCAUUGGCUAGACUGGUUUGCAAAACUAGCCUUGCAGAUUUAAAAUGGAAGCAUGUGGAGGGUUUUAAAAGAAGGAAUUUUCUUUCAAGUUCUUGUGAAGUGGAUAUGACCAGAUUUACUCUUGUUCUCAGGCAGCUUCUUGGUUAGCAAUGUUCACAUUGGUUACUGGUUACUGCCUUAGGCUAUCCUUCUCACUCUAAUCCAGCUGAAAGAUCUUACUGCUGGUGAUUCGUCUAACAGUGUAACUUAUUCCUUUAUAGCAUGUCAGAAUAAAUUUAAAAAGUUGUCUGAAAA
Molecule: messenger RNA, 2714 nt
Organism: Elgaria multicarinata webbii
Lineage: Eukaryota; Metazoa; Chordata; Lepidosauria; Squamata; Anguidae
Gene: CSNK1A1
Product: casein kinase 1 alpha 1
Exons: 12
Coding region: 90-1184 (364 amino acids)
Biological process (GO): negative regulation of canonical Wnt signaling pathway; signal transduction; peptidyl-serine phosphorylation
Cellular component (GO): cytoplasm; nucleus
Molecular function (GO): protein serine/threonine kinase activity; ATP binding
Source: RefSeq, a predicted model, not a curated record